Molecule: messenger RNA, 1854 nt
Organism: Musa acuminata AAA Group (dessert banana)
Lineage: Eukaryota; Viridiplantae; Streptophyta; Magnoliopsida; Zingiberales; Musaceae
Product: protein indeterminate-domain 7-like
Exons: 3
Coding region: 137-1585 (482 amino acids)
Cellular component (GO): nucleus
Molecular function (GO): DNA-binding transcription factor activity
Source: RefSeq, a predicted model, not a curated record
CCUCCCCACCCCCCAUCUUUCUGCCAACUGCUUAAUUGAAUCUGUACUUCGACCCUUUUGGCCUUUCUUUCUAGUUCUUCCCUCUCAAACUUGGACUAAACCGAAGAAUAGGAAUCCGCUAGAGAGUAUUCUCACGAUGAAAGGGCUCAUAAUUCAGCAAAGCCGAGCUGUGGAGGCGAACAUGUCCAAUCUCAGCUCUCCCUCUGGGGAAGCAAGUGCGUCUUCCAACCAGCAACCCUCCUCGGCCUCGACGAAUCCAACCCCGGUCAAGAGAAAGAGGAACCUCCCGGGAAAUCCAGACCCAGAUGCUGAGGUGAUAGCGCUGUCCCCCAAGACCCUGAUGACAACCAACCGGUUCGUGUGUGAGAUCUGCAACAAAGGUUUUCAGAGGGAUCAGAACCUGCAGCUCCACAGGAGGGGUCACAACCUGCCAUGGAAGCUGAAGCAGAGAAGCAAGGAGGUGAGGAAGAAGGUCUACGUUUGCCCGGAGGUGACAUGCGUGCACCAUGACCCUUCCAGGGCGCUCGGGGACCUUACCGGCAUCAAGAAGCACUUCAGUAGGAAGCAUGGGGAGAAGAAGUGGAAAUGCAACAAGUGUUCCAAGAAAUACGCUGUCAUGUCUGAUUGGAAGGCCCACUCCAAGAUCUGCGGCACCAGAGAGUACAGAUGCGACUGCGGCACCCUCUUUUCCAGGAGGGACAGCUUUGUCACUCAUAGAGCCUUCUGUGAUGCACUGGGAGACGAGAGCUCGAGGGUCGUCACAGCAAAGCCUACAGCAGCUACUCACCACCCCCACCAAUUCUCGUAUCCUGCGGCAUCACUCGAACCCUUCCCUCUCCAUCAAACUAUCCUGCAGACACAGUUCCCUCCGUUGAUCCGCACUCCAGAGGUCAGCAAUAAUGCUAUGAGCGGCAGCCAUGAGCUACAACAGGAGCUGUCACUGAAAAGAGAGCAGCAGAAACACUUCAACAUCAGAUCGGAUAUCCCACCAUGGCUAAACUGCCAGGCGACUACUUCUCUCGGCCAUUUAGACUUCCCUUGCUCUAUCUACUCCACAAGACUCGAACAGGAGUACCCUCCUGGAAACCCGGGGGCUCUCCCUCCUCCACCCGCUCCUCUUCCGGCCUACCAAGUCUCAGCUUCCUCUCCCCACAUGUCAGCCACUGCAUUGCUCCAGAAGGCAGCACAGAUGGGUGCAACAAUAAGUCGACCUCCACAGAUCGGUCACAUGACAUCGCACACUACUUCUGGCUUUGGUAUUGGCUUGUCCUCACAGCAGGAUAUCGACGGUGGUGGUGGUGGAAGAGGAGGAGCAAGUUUUGGACAAGUGUCGACACCUCCUCCUCUCCUCCAUGACAUGAUGAUGAACCGUCUCUCCGCACCUCCAGGGUUUGAUGGGUCCUUUGAGGACGCAUUUGGAGGAUUUAUGAGAUCAAAAAGGGAAGGGAACAGCUUUACGGAUGGCACAGUUAGAAGCCAAGGAAAAGAUGAAGGAGGAGGAAGAGGAGGUGGUGGUGGUGGGAAUGACGGGAUGACAAGAGACUUCUUAGGACUACGGGCUUUCUUCCCACAGGGAUAUCCUUAAACUGCCUGUGUGGAUCCGUCGAUAAGCUCCUUCACCAUUUGGGUGAGAGGCUCAACAAGAGAUGAACAUGGUUAGCAGCUCCUGCAAUAGAAGAAACUGACAUGGUUGGGCUUCAUCUCUCAGAAUAUUCAUAAGAGAAUAGGUUCCAUUAGCAUGUAAGUCCAUCUCUUUAUUCUCCUCUCCAUAAAGGGAGAAAACAUUGCUACCAUAUCUAUACUUUCUGUAGUAUGUUUCUUAAUGGCUAAACAUUCCUAAUGGCUAGGAAUAAU